AUGUCUAGCGGUCAAGGAGACAGUAACCCUCCUUGUUCCUCGCAAUCCGAUACCCCUUCGCGGUUGACGUCGAAUGUGAGCAAUGAUCAUAUGCCGUCUGGAACUGUUCGCCAGUCAAGGGUUAUGGGCCAACAAAGAAGAACCUAUGGUGCAUUAGAGCCUUCAGAGAGGGCAUGCUUUGAAUCACGCACGGAUGAAAGUCAGGCGGAGAGCUCGAGCCGCAUACCCCCAUCCCAAUCACCAUCAACGGCAACUAUGCAAUCGGAUAAACCAAGGAAGCCAUCUGUGACACGUCGCAUGUCCUCCAAGCGAGCGAUACCCCAUAAGGGUCAAGAGUUCUCCACCGACGAUGAUGUCCAAGAAGUUGAGGAAGACAUCGCUAUGCAACACACCACAAACCCUCAGCAUUCACCAAGAAUACGUCCCUUACAAAGGCAAAGCUCGAGCAUAAGGCGAAGAAUCAAUGCUCGUAUCAGUCCACUCACACGAGCAGACCCUGAGAACAAUGAGGACGAAAAUACUGUUCUACCUGAGUCUAGCUUGGAAGGCGCAGGAAAUAGCAUCUCUGCCCAGCGCUCCGAAAGCGGGAGCCAAAAUGGCAACAGUAACGACGAGGACAUGAGUGAUGCGGAAAGUUUUACUUUGAAGGACCGACAACAAGCUAUCAAUGAAACACAUCCCUUUGGAAUAAGGCUAUGGAAACCUGCAUUAUACAAGAAGAGUCGUUCAGUUGAGAAAACUGCCGAAGGUGACAUUCAUUCAUCGCCUGGCGGUCGAGUGGGUACUAUGCUGUUCCUGACAAACUUGCUGUGGACAGUAUUCUUCGGUUGGUGGCUCGCUCUAGCUGCGCUUAUUGGAUCAAUCGCCUGUUUCAUCUUCGCGUAUUCUCCAAGUGCUGUGGAAUAUGGGAAGGUCUUUUCCGGCCUCUCGUGGUACUUAAUAUACCCGUUCGGAUCGUUUGUCCGCCUUGACACCGAUGAAAACUAUGCAGAGGAAGACGAAGGUGAAGGCCGCAGCAUUAGUGAAUAUGAACAAUGGCAGAACGGUGACCUAGAGCAUGGAAGGCUGUUCUUCGGCCCUCGCCGCGGCCGGUCUCUUGUGGGGAGAAGAAGAAAUAGCAUCGAUUCGGCCAGUGAACAAGAUAGUCUGCUGGGACGGACACAAAGAGGUAGUUCACGCGACAGUCCUCUGGGUCACCAUAAACGGCGUUUGUUUGGCCGUGGCGAGUGGACCCUAGGACGUGUCGUAUUCUUUGUCUUCUUCUAUUUCCUUGUAGGGCCUUUGAUGCUCUUGGUAUCUCUGCUCUGCUGGCUGCUCGUCUUCUGGAUUCCAAUGGGGCGCGUGACCAUUAUCCUGUUUGACCAUCUUCGUCGCCAUCCUCUCGCUUUAUCCUACCAUUCCGAUACCUCAUAUACACGGCUGAGCCCAACCUCCUCUUCAUCUAUUCUUUUAUGCACCUAUCGUGCCGCCGGAUUACGAUACUGGAAAUACACGGUUGGCGGCACAAACAUUUUCUUGAUCAACCUCCUCGGUGUUGUAUUAUUCGUGAUUUUUGACUACUUCCUUUUGGAUAAAACUCUGGGCGUUCAGAGUUCCUUGACUCAUCCAGGCUUGAUUUUUACCUUGGCGCUUGUUUCCAUCAUACCCCUUGCUUAUUUCAUUGGACAGGCCGUUGCAUCCAUCUCUGCACAAUCAUCAAUGGGUAUGGGUGCUGCUGUUAAUGCUUUCUUCUCCACUGUGGUGGAAGUCUACCUAUACUGUGUUGCUUUAACUGAGGGUAAAGGCCGGCUUGUUGAAGGUAGUAUCAUUGGUAGUAUCUUCGCAGGAAUUCUGUUCCUUCCUGGGUUAUCCAUGUGUUUUGGCGCUAUAAAGCGCAAAACACAGCGGUUCAAUGUUAAAUCAGCCGGCGUCACAUCUACGAUGCUAAUGUUCGCUGUGAUUGCCGCCUUCGGACCCACGCUAUUCUAUCAAAUUUAUGGCAGCCAUGAGUUAAACUGCCGUGCCUGCUCCAACACUAUAGAUGCGGGUGGUAGUGACUGCCGCCGCUGUUACUUCUCUCAAGUCCCAGCUGUCAACGAUAGCUUCUUCCGAAAGGCUGUCCAACCUUAUUCGUGGUUUGCGGCUCUAUUUUUGUUUCUCUCCUACAUCAUUGGUUUAUGGUUUACGCUUAGAACUCAUGCUGCCCUCAUAUGGGCUACAGAAAUCGAAGAGAAGAAAGCCGCGGCAGCAGUUCAGGAGCACAAUAUUUAUGAGCCGAGGCACCUCCUAUUCCCUAGUGGGCCAUCGGCGACUAUUAGGGGAAACGCCGACCCUGGUCCAAAGGGCUCCGUCCGAGAUUCACAAUUGUACAAACGUAUUUUAGGGCAGUCCCUAAAGCACAUUGGCUUGUCUGAUAUUUCAACCGAAUCUGGUACAGACCAACCGGAGUCCAGUUCAGCGCGUGACAAGAACACACCGUACAUUGUUCCUCCACAUGGAGAUAGUGAUGAGGGUCGCUCAGGGUUUGGCCACUUCGGGGGCCUGUCUAGUGAAGAGAAUGAGAAUUUGGUGCGCCAGGUAACAGAAGUUGCAGCAACAGCAGCGGCUAUUGCUACCCGCGAUGCAGCUAGAGCCCGGAAGUUAUCUGUCCAGCGGACCCCAUCACGGCCUAGUAACAAAGGGUUCAUAGACCCAGCCAAAGCGAUAGGCGAUGAAAAUGAUGACACUGGACUCGAGCACGGCCAAAUUAGUGGCGGACACGAUGCCCCCAACUGGAGCAAAGCCAGGAGCUCAAUCAUCCUUUUAGGAGCUACUAUAUUCUAUGCAAUCAUUGCUGAAAUUCUGGUGAACACAGUAGAUGUGGUGCUGGAAAGUGUUGACAUUGACGAAAAGUUCCUUGGGAUCACACUCUUUGCCUUAGUCCCUAACACGACUGAGUUCUUGAAUGCUAUCUCCUUCGCCAUGAAUGGUAACAUAGCCUUGUCCAUGGAAAUCGGUUCUGCAUACGCCCUGCAGGUUUGCCUUUUGCAGAUUCCAGCCCUAGUUUUAUUCAGUGCUAUCUACGAACGGUUGAUUGAUCCCACAGAACUCCUGACCCACACAUUCAACCUUAUCUUCCCCCAAUGGGACAUGGUUUCGGUAAUCCUCUGCGUUUUCCUCCUAUCAUACGUCUACGGAGAAGGGAAGAGCAACUACUUCAAGGGGUCUAUCCUCGUCCUCACGUACCUUGUUGUUGUGAUUGGUUUCUACUUGUCUGGCUACAGCAACAUGGACACCAUGGGUGUCGAUCGCCUCGACACAUUGGCGCUUGGCAACCCUCGAACAUUCCACACUGUCGGUAGGUCGAGGAGUGGCGCCGCCUAUUAA
This is a messenger RNA of Aspergillus alliaceus, 3345 nucleotides long. Its product is annotated as calcium/hydrogen antiporter. Gene Ontology annotation, cellular component: membrane; endomembrane system. The record is from RefSeq and is a predicted model, not a curated record. The transcript is spliced from 5 exons. Gene Ontology annotation, molecular function: calcium:proton antiporter activity. Gene Ontology annotation, biological process: intracellular calcium ion homeostasis; calcium ion transmembrane transport. The coding region runs from base 1 to 3345 and encodes 1114 amino acids. NCBI's taxonomy places the organism in Eukaryota, Fungi, Ascomycota, Eurotiomycetes, Eurotiales, Aspergillaceae.